Hevea brasiliensis (rubber tree) is the source of this 1848-nucleotide messenger RNA. Its product is annotated as aspartic proteinase NANA, chloroplast. The transcript has 2 exons. Gene Ontology annotation, molecular function: aspartic-type endopeptidase activity. NCBI's taxonomy places the organism in Eukaryota, Viridiplantae, Streptophyta, Magnoliopsida, Malpighiales, Euphorbiaceae. The record is from RefSeq and is a predicted model, not a curated record. Gene Ontology annotation, biological process: proteolysis. The coding region runs from base 211 to 1638 and encodes 475 amino acids.
CCAUCCAUGAGAAGAGAGACAUGUUCCCUAAAAAUGUGAGAAUCCCCGCAUUUGCAGCCUAAAACAUUCGCCAAUCUUUACCUGAUGAGUUUUCCACCAUUAACUAAUCACUUGAGUUCCUCUUUUUUUCUCUUUUUCAUUUAUAGCUUUGUUCAUCAUUGAGCAUUGACAUUUUGGCUGCCUUCCUCCUGGAAUUUUAGCCAUACAGAGAUGUCUAAGCCCCACCUGCUGUUGUUAUUGUGGUUGAUCUGGUGCUGCAAUGUUGUGGUCUUCUUUCUUCAGGCAGACGCAACAUUUGUUUCCAAUGAUACUACUGGGAUAUCGUUUGAAAUGUUCCACAUGCACUCGCCCGAGCUAAAGACACAGGAAAUUUCUCUUGGAACUCCCAAGUGUAGACUGGAUCGCUUUAUGCAAUUGCUCGAAAACGACAAUGCCAGGCGGACAAUGUUAUCAUCACAUCGCCUGGGCCAAAGGAGGAUGAUGAUACAGAGUCCGACAGCUGAGAUUCCAUUGCGAUCAGGUGCAAGUGUUGGACAUGGGGUAUUCUAUGUAUCGUUCCGAAUUGGGAGUCCUCAUCCACAGAAGUUUGUGUUGGUGGCAGAUACGGCCAGUGAUCUCACCUGGAUGAAUUGCAAAUUGUUGUGCAAAGGUUGUCCGGAGUUCAAUUUUAGCUCGGGAAGGGUCUUUCAGGCUAAGGAUUCUCCUUCCUUUCAGACAAUUCCAUGCGGCGGUAAAACUUGUCAGGAAGAUCUUGUUCAAUCUUUUGCUUUGCCUGAUUGUCCUACCCCUGAUACGCCAUGCCUCUAUAAUUACAGCUAUUAUGGAGAUAGAAGUGCGUCAGGGGUGUUUGCCAAUGAGACCGUCACAGUGGGACUUCACGGUCACCAUAAAAUAGUACUUUAUCAUGUGCUUUUUGGGUGCACUGAGUCGUCUCGUCUUCCUCCACCUUUUCCGGAUGGAGUGAUGGGGUUGGGAUUCAGCAGUAUUUCUUUCGCCAUGAGAUUGGCAGAUAUGUUUGGAAACAAAUUCUCAUAUUGCUUGGUUGACCACUUAAGCCCAAGUAACCUUAACAAUUACCUCAGUUUUGGAGAGCCUCAGCAUUCGAAGCCACAAAAAAUGCAGUAUACAGAAUUAAUCCUACAUAACUCUGAUGUGUUUUAUUGGGUUAAUGUUUCCGGUAUCUCAGUGGGCGAUAAAAUGUUAAAUAUUCCACCAGAGACAUGGAACAUUACAAAUGGUGGUGGAGCCAUUAUUGAUUCUGGUACAACUUUGACACUUCUAGCAGAAGCUGCAUAUGCCGCUGUGAUGGAUGCUUUUAUUGGCACCUUGACAAAAUUUAAAAAGGUAGAAAUGCCAGUUACGGAGUUUUGUUUUGAAGCUACAGGAUUCCAAGAAUCAUCCGUGCCAAAUUUCGUAAUUCAUUUUGCUGAUGGGGCUAAGCUUGAGCCGCUAGUUAAGAGCUAUAUCAUUGAUGCGGCCGAUGGGAUCAAGUGUCUUGGAUUUCAGCCACCUCAAAAGGGUGAUAUCUCCAUCAUCGGUAACAUUAUGCAGCAAGGUCAUUAUUGGGAGUUUGAUAUUGGCAGGAGUAAGUUGGGUUUUGGUCCUUCGUCUUGUAUUUUAACCAACCCAAAGGAUUAGAGACUUUUCUUUCAUUCCUUUCAUUCCUCUUCUGUUUUUAUAUAUAGGUAACUAUCAAUUCGUUUAUCAUAUACAUAUAUACAUAUCUUGUUUAUGUCCAGCGGCCUAUCUUGGCCUAAUAAAUUAACUUACCAUUCCAGUGAAGUUGUCUUUAGAUAACCUCACCAUGAAAUCUGAGAAAAUAAAAAAAGUUCAGCAUGCAUUCUGUUA